This is a messenger RNA of Dermochelys coriacea (leatherback sea turtle), 4122 nucleotides long. RefSeq names its product secretory carrier membrane protein 4 (gene SCAMP4). The record is from RefSeq and is a predicted model, not a curated record. Gene Ontology annotation, biological process: protein transport. Gene Ontology annotation, cellular component: recycling endosome membrane; trans-Golgi network membrane. Lineage: Eukaryota; Metazoa; Chordata; Testudines; Dermochelyidae.
GCAGGGAGCCCUCACAUGGGAGACCUGAUUCGGGACUACAGGAGAAGACUUGUGGGAAAGAAGCAAGUCUGGGAACUCUCAGGUGGAUGCCCUGGAGAGUGGGGCCCUGGAACAGGGGCUAAAGGAGUCCCUGGCAAAAUAAAUGACAAGUUGGGAGUGUGUAAUAACGACUCAAUUACCAAGCCAUUUCAGAGCACUAAAGAAAAAUACUUCAAGGUCCAAGCCAACAAUAUUCAUUGCUGUCUGAUUUCAAAAUUUCUCCAAGGAACAUUUCUAGCAGAAAUGGCAGAGAAAGUGAAUAACUUCCCUCCGCUCCCCAAGUUUAUUCCUCUGAAACCGUGCUUCUACCAGAACUUUGCCGAUGAAAUUCCCAUAGACUAUCAGAGUCUGGUGAAGAGAAUUUACCAUUUAUGGAUCUUUUACUGCAUCACACUAGUGGUGAAUCUAAUUGGCUUGGCCUGGUGGAUUGGUGGUGGUUAUGGCGUUAAUUUUGGCUUGGUCCUUUGGCUUUUUCUCUUCAGCCCCUGCAGUUACAUAUGCUGGUUCCGGCCUGCAUAACAAGGUUUUCGGUCUGACAGCUCUUUUAAUUUCAUGGCUUUUUUCUUCAUCUUUGGUGCCCAGUUUAUUCUGACUGUCAUACAAGCGAUCGGUAUCUCCAGCUGGGGUGCAUGUGGAUGGUUGGCAGCCACUACUUUUUCACUACCAAUGUUGCGUGCUGUGUUCAUGCUGUUUCCAGCCAUAAUGUUUACGAUGUCAGCGGUUGCGAUGUCCUUCUACUCCGUACAUAAAAUUUACCGAGGGGCUGGCGGAAGCUUUCAGAAAGCCCAGGAUGAAUGGAACAGCGGAUGGAGGGACCCCCCGAGCAGGGAAGCUCAGUACAAUAACUUUUCUGGAAACAGUCUGCCACAGUAUCCCACGGUGCCCAACUAUCCCACAGGAAAUCAAUGGCCUUAAGCAGCAACAGCUGUCAAACUGCCGGAUUAUCUUUUUUUUUUUUUUUGCUUCAUCAUAUUAGUUUUAUUAUUUGAAAUAAAUUGUUUACUAUAAUUUGGUUUUUUUGGUUUUUUUUUUCCCCCGUCAUUUUUGGGGUUUUUUAAUUCCCUUCUCCCAUGACUGCAGAAAAUCUGUGCACUCAGCAUGUACUGCCUCAGGGAUUUGCCCGUCUCGUUGGAACAUUUUAUUUUGUGCACAGUUGCCAGUAUUUGCCUUGCUGCAUACCGAGGAACUAUUCGCUGCCUUGCUUGGGGGAAUCCUCAAUGAUCAGUACGUGGAAAAGGCUGAUUUGCCCUCUGCGAAGAACACUUUAAGAUGCUCUUCCCUGCCCUCUUCAUUCUUAUCAGAUGUACAGUACACCACCACCAUCUUCCUGUUACUAAGCAGGGGACGCAAUGGAAAUGGGCAUCAACUGGUAUCUCCUGAUGAGUUUUCUGGAAUUUCUGUUCUCGAAGGGAAAUGUCUCCAUCUAUUUUAUUUUGUGCCUCCAUAAGAUUGAAAUUGGCAGCCAGGGCUCCCUUUUUGUUCAUAAAGCCCUUGAAGGUCUAAACCUUCUCUGAAUCUCUGUAGUGAGAAAAUGCUUUAGAUAACUUGCUCACAGUGAGUAAUUGCUGGACGUUGCAUCGAUGAGCAGAACCUCUAUUCAGCUGGUGAGGUAUUAUACUGUUACAAUUCAUUUUCCCCACCCCCAAAGGUUUUUUCUAUGAUAGAAUCUACAUGCUUUGAAAGUAACACUUCAUCUCACUUGUCUAUAACCCUUGCUUGCUUGUGGCUGAUUGAAAGCCCAGUGGAAUCACUGACUUCAGUGGGCUUUGGCUCAGACUGCAUCAGUUAUAGUCACUCUUAUGUAGACAGCAACACAGGACGUAGGCACCAUUUAAGUCCCGCUUAUGCAAUGUCUAGAUUUUGUGCUGGCCCCACGUAUCACCUCCUCCUGAUGAAUCUCACCCCACUGACAAACCCUAAAAAUGUAAAUAAUCUUCCGGCUACAGUUCUGUAGCUAGGUGGUAGAUAACUCUAAAUCUGAAUACUAAGAAUGAUGGGAGUAACUCCGUUAAAAUGGAUGGAUUAAUCCCUGAUUAUUCUGGCAUAAAUUAGAUCGAAUCGAUAAAGUUUCUUAUAUGCUUGUGAAUUGUUCUCCUCCAAUAUGUCACCUGUUAUACAAAAUGCUUAAUAGUCUUGUAAACGAUCCUUUAUUUAGUCAUGCAGGACCACUCCCCUGGUAUAUAGCCAGCUGUACAGCUCUUCUCUCUACUGCAGCAUGCAGGCAGAGAGAGGUGAUAUUGUCUUUCCCUAAGAAGUUGGUUGAGGGGAAGAGAGGGGUUCUGUUGAGAGGGUCUUUUCCUGCUGAGAACUAGGCUUUGUCUACACUACAAAUGCUUUCUGGUAUAGCUGUAACAACCAGAGCACCCAAGUGUAGACGUAGCAUAUGGUGACAGAAGUUUUCUGUGGCCAGUAACACCACCUCGCUGAAUGACAUCGGCUAUAUCGACAGAAGCACUCUUAAGCUGAUGAGCUGUGUCUGUACUUGGGGGGGGGGGGGCGGUGCUGACUUAGCUAUGUUGGCUAGGGGGGAUGUUGAAUUGUUUUGUUUCACAUCUUCAUCAGCUUAGCUGUGCUGGCAAAACUUUGUAGUGUAGACUGGCCAUAGUAUGUGUCAUAGUGCUGACUUCACAUCCUUUUGAUUGAUUUUCAUGUCACAAGUACUGGAAUCUGUAGGCAGAACAGUCUAAUUCCUUUCCAUUUUUACUAUAAACCCACGCAGUACAAGCUACAGUUUCUCGUUUCUCCUUAAAAAUCUGCUACUCAAUGUUGAGAUUUUUUUCCAAUCAGCUGUGAGAUUUGGAUGCCCGAUUUCCAUUAAUUUUAUGGGAAUUGAACCUCCAAAACCCUUCAGCAGCUUUGAAAGUCUCUGCUAAAGAUCCUGUGAGGUGCUAAAAGCCUUCAAUUUUGGAAAGAGACAUGAGGGAGGUUUGGUAUUUGUUCAGAUCUGCAGACUAGUGCUGGAUUCUGCUCUGUUGUGUUGAUGUGAAUCCAGAGUAACUCCAUAGCUAACAGUGGAGUUAUGCCAAAUUUACACUGAGUAACUGGAAACGGAAUCUGCUCCUGAAAGGCUUAAAAAAGGUCUCCAAGCUGGAUGGAAUCCAUUUGCAAAUGAUCUUUUGAAAAUGGUCUCAAUAUACAAGUGCCUAUUCAAUAAUAUAUUAGCUCCUGGGGGAGAGUUCUUCUUCCCCAGUGCCCCAUUUUGUUUAGUCUUAAUUUUUCCCUAUAUGCAUAUAUUGUAAAUAUUAAGUAAGUGAAAUGUACCAUGGGAUUUGUGUGACAUCUUUAUCAGGUGAACCAAAGCAACUAAUUAACACUGGAGACCAAAGCCUCCUUGAACUUCAGUUUAAAAGCAACAUUUCCCAUUGCUGCAAAGCCAGCCCUUUACUGGGCCUCUCAAAAUAUCUUUCUAUCACAUUCCUAACACGGGGGGGGGGGGGGUGUGUGUGUGAGAGAUUUGCUCAUAAAUACAAGGACAGAUGCUUGGAGCUUUGCUAACAGAAUACAGUCCAAUCAUGUUACCAAACUUUUAGUUGCCUUCAUCUUGUGCAAUGUGUUGUGUGGAUUUCUUUGCAUUCUUGCCAUCGAAAGGGUGGUGAAAGAGAUCUGCCUGUCAUUUAACUCCCUGGAAAUAUGAACAUGCUGCCCAGGGGAUGGGUCAAAAUUCCCAGUGCUUGGAUCCUGUUAACGAAAACUGGAGUCCUGCCUGUAAUUUGCCACGCUGGGAAGCCUAAACAUAGCAUGCCUGCCUAACCUCAUCCUUGAAAGUGUGGAAUAUCUUCUGCUCCUCUUGGCCAUUCUUUUCAAUAUGGGGUGACUGCGGGUGAGUCGUAAUUCCAGAAAGUUGACUCUAUCAAUGUGCUGCCAGAAUGUUGUGGCUUAUUUUUGGAAUCAUAGCUAUAUUUUAUAAAUGUAAUGUUUACAUUAGAUUUCUAAGGAACUAUCAAUGUUUUGGAGAAUUGUUAACCUGGACUUAGCCAACUUUAAUUUUUGUCUGCAUCAUGUUAUGUGGGAUGCUUUGUGUCAUCUGUGGAGUUCUUUGUUGUUUCCUUGCAGGGGUCAAAUAAAUCCUCAUUCUAUGCUCAA